CGCAGCCUCCGCGGCGUUUCUGUUUGUGUUGGGAUCUCAGCUGACACGGCUGAUGCGGUUCGAGUGACCGGCCGGGGCGCCGCCGCCACCUCCACCACCACCACCACCGGAGGAUUGCGGCCUACAUCCCGGUAAGACCAUGAAUUGUGAUAUUUCUUUACUGAAGCAUUCAUGAAUGAAGUGAGAGAAUGUCAUAUAAAAAUAAAUGAUUUCAAAUUAUGUCUAUUAAUUUCACUUUAGAUAUAUAUAUUUACCUCCUUAGUAAUGCAAGAAGUCUUUGGGGCAAGCAGAGAAGCCAGCGACUGCAUUUUGUUUGCACACCUAAUCAUUACCACAGGAUAAGCCAUAUCAACCUACAAAGAAGUUUUCAUAUAAGCAAAGUAAGAUGUAAAUGGACAAGAAAUGAAGCCUUUUUCUGUGAUAAGCACUGGUACUUUCCAAGCAACCAUGCUUUACGAAUUGGAUUUUUGAAACUUAGCACUUCUGCUCCCAAAGGACUUACAAAAGUGAACAUUCGUAUGUCCCGUAUUAAAAGCACUUUGAACUCUGUAUCAAAGGCUGUUUUUGGCUAUCAAAAUGAAAUGAUUUCACGCUUAGCUCAAUUUAAACCAAAUUCUCGAAUAUUAAGAAAAGUAUCAGAUAGUGGCUGGUUCAAACAGAAAAAUGUUAAGCAAGUUAUUAAAUCUCUGAAAAAAUACAGUGACAAAUCAUCAGAAAAGAGUCCUGCAGAAGAGAAAAGCCACACUAUAGAUAAAGACGAAGACAUAGGGAAACAGAGCCUUUAUCAUUACACAAGUAGUAUAACCACAAAAGUUGGAGAGUCAUUUGUCUUUUUAUCAAGUCACAUUAACUCCUACUUCAAUCGUGAAGGGAAGAUGUCUCAAAUAAAGGAAAGUAAACAUGUCCAGGACCAACCAGAGGUUGGCAAGCUUGAAGAAGUGAAGUCCAGUUCUUUAGAUCCUGGAGUUGCUACACCUACUACAGAUAAGGCAGGCUCACAGUCUUCCAUAGACACGGCAGAGAAGCCUGCAAGUCCAACUGGGAUGUCUGAACUCCUUCCAGUUUCUACUAAACAAAGUAUUGCUAACUUUCUUUCUCGUCCCACUGAAGGUGUACAAGCUUUAGUAGGUGGCUAUAUUGGUGGACUUGUCCCCAAGUUAAAGUAUGAUUCAAAGAGUCAAUCAGAGGAACAGGAAGAGUCUACUAAGACCGAGCAAGCAAUCAGCAAAGACAAAACUACAGAGGAUAAAAAGCAUUUAUCUCUUCAGCGAGAAAAGAUUAUUGCAAGAGUGAGUAUUGAUAAUAGAACCCGGGCCUUAGUUCAGGCUUUAAGAAGAACAACAGACCCAAAGCUCUGCAUUACUAGAGUUGAAGAAUUGACUUUUCAUCUGCUAGAAUUUCCUGAAGGAAAAGGGGUAGCCGUCAAGGAAAGAAUUAUUCCAUAUUUAUUACGACUGAGACAAAUUAAAGAUGAAACUCUUCAGGCUGCAGUUAGAGAAAUUUUGGCCUUAAUUGGUUAUGUGGAUCCAGUGAAAGGGAGAGGAAUCCGAAUUCUUACAAUUGAUGGUGGAGGAACAAGGGGUGUAGUUGCUCUUCAGACACUUCGGAAAUUAGUUGAGCUUACUCAGAAGCCAAUUCAUCAGCUCUUUGAUUACAUUUGUGGUGUAAGCACAGGUGCCAUUUUGGCUUUUAUGCUGGGAUUGUUUCAUAUGCCUUUGGAUGAAUGUGAGGAACUUUAUCGAAAAUUAGGAUCAGACGUAUUUUCCCAAAAUGUGAUUCUUGGAACAGUCAAAAUGAGUUGGAGCCAUGCAUUUUAUGACAGUCAGAUGUGGGAAAAGAUUCUUAAGGAUAGAAUGGGAUCUGCACUGAUGAUUGAAACAGCAAGAAAUCCUAUGUGCACUAAGGUAGCUGCUGUAAGUACCAUAGUAAACAGAGGGAUAGCACCAAAAGCUUUUGUGUUUAGAAACUAUGGUCAUUUUCCUGGAAUCAACUCUCAUUAUUUGGGUGGCUGUCAGUAUAAAAUGUGGCAAGCAAUUAGAGCCUCAUCUGCUGCUCCCGGCUACUUCGCAGAAUAUGUAUUGGGAAACGAUCUUCAUCAAGAUGGAGGCUUGCUUCUGAAUAACCCAUCAGCGUUGGCAAUGCACGAGUGUAAAUGUCUUUGGCCAGAUGUCCCAUUAGAGUGCAUAGUGUCCUUGGGCACUGGGCGUUAUGAGAGUGAUGUGAGAAACACAGCAACAUAUACAAGCUUGAAAACCAAACUUUCUAAUGUUAUCAACAGUGCUACAGAUACAGAAGAAGUUCAUGUAAUGCUUGAUGGUCUGUUACCUCCUGACACAUACUUUAGAUUCAAUCCUGUCAUGUGUGAAAAUAUACCUCUAGAUGAAAGUCGAAAUGAAAAGCUGGAUCAGCUGCAGUCAGAAGGGUUGAAGUAUAUAGAACGGAAUGAACAAAAGAUGAAGAAACUUGCAAAAAUACUAAGUCAAGAAAAAACAACUCUGCAGAAAAUUAAUGAUUGGAUAAAGUUAAAAACUGACAUGUAUGAAGGCCUUCCAUUCUUCUCAAAGUUGUGAUGAGUGUAUGCAAAUAAGGGCCUGACCAGAUCCACCAAAGGAAUUGGGGGAUUCAGCCUAAACUAACUUGGAAAUACUUUUUAAUCCUGCAGAAUCCUAAGGCAGACAGCUUACACAGCACAGAGGAUAUACUUGCUUACAAAAUUCAUGUGGGAAUUAGUUUUUAAGAUGUUAAUAGUUAACUAAGCUUUAGGAAUUUUAUUGUGGUAAUUGGUUUUAGUAGAUACUGGUGUAAAAUUGUUUAAUGUUUGAAAAUGUAUUAAUAUAUGUGCCAAACCAGAAACUGAAAAUUAUACUCUGUAUUUUUGUUUUAGUCAUUGUAAUCAUGUUGAACUUACGUGAUCAUUGAUUUUAUCCUAUGUGGAAAUUUCUCCAGCUAGUUUGUUUUUACAUUUACCAGUGUUUUUGCUGAUACAUUCUAUAAUCCAGUACCUUUAUUGUAAUCUAAAUUGAUGCAUAAAAUGGAAUUUUCUCUAUUAAAAUACUUUUACAUUUAAAGUAUGAAAGAACAAGAUUCAGUUUUCUAUUAAAAAUUUACUUAUUUCAACAUUGUUUGGUUAAAAAAGAUAGAUGAAUUUCCAUUGUAACACCCUUUUUCUCUGAAAUGUCAAGGUACUGAUGUGUGUUAGCUUUUCUACAUCUAGCUUAUCACUCACUGUUACAAAAUUAAUGAGAAAAUAUUCCUGUCAUUAACAUAAAUAAACUGUUGAAAUAAUGGUAA
Molecule: messenger RNA, 3291 nt
Organism: Perognathus longimembris pacificus (Pacific pocket mouse)
Lineage: Eukaryota; Metazoa; Chordata; Mammalia; Rodentia; Heteromyidae
Gene: Pnpla8
Product: patatin like phospholipase domain containing 8
Exons: 10
Coding region: 219-2570 (783 amino acids)
Biological process (GO): arachidonate metabolic process
Cellular component (GO): membrane
Source: RefSeq, a predicted model, not a curated record